GAGGAAAAAAAAAAAAAGACAACUAUUGUGUAAGGUUUUAACUAAACACUUGAAAACCUACUCUGAACUUAUCUAUCACCAACUUCACGCGCCGGCGGCAACAAUCUCCGACCACCGGAGAAAAUGGAAGCAUCAACUGAAACUAACAACAAAUUCAGUGAAGAGGAGCAGGUGGUCACUCCAUGGGAAGUUGCCGGCAACGGAGGCAAAAUCGAUUACGACAAACUCAUCGACCGUUUCGGUUGUCAAAGAAUCGAUCAAUCUCUCGUUCAACGCGUUGAGAAACUCACUUCUCAGCCCGCUCAUGUCUUCCUCCGUCGCAACGUCUUUUUCGCUCACCGUGAUUUUGCUGAGAUUUUGGAUGCAUAUGAAAAGGGAGAGAAUUUUUAUUUGUAUACGGGACGUGGACCUUCUUCUGAAGCUUUGCAUUUGGGUCAUUUGAUUCCAUUCAUGUUCACAAAGUAUUUGCAAGAGGCUUUUAAGGUUCCUCUGGUUAUACAGCUCACUGAUGAUGAGAAGUUCUUGUGGAAAAAUCUUACUAUAGAGGAGAGCCGAAGACUUGCGAGGGAGAAUGCAAAGGAUAUCAUUGCUUGUGGUUUUGACGUAUCAAAGACAUUCAUCUUUUCUGAUUUCGAUUAUGUUGGCGGUGCCUUCUACAGAAACAUGGUACAGAUUGGAAAGCGUGUGACGUAUAACCAGGUUGUUGGCAUUUUUGGGUUCAUUGGGGAAGAUCAUAUUGGAAAAGUUAGUUUUCCACCUGUGCAGGCAGCUCCAUCAUUUCCUAGUUCAUUUCCGCAUCUAUUUGAAGGCAAAGGGAAUCUCCGUUGUUUAAUUCCUUGUGCAAUCGACCAGGAUCCUUAUUUUAGAAUGACACGAGAUGUUGCUCCUAAAAUCGGAUACAACAAGCCUGCUUUGAUCGAAUCAUCAUUUUUCCCUGCAUUACAGGGAGAAACAGGAAAAAUGUCUGCAAGUGAUCCCAAUUCUGCAAUAUAUGUGACUGAUUCUGCAAAAGAUAUAAAGAAUAAGGUAAACAGAUAUGCAUUCUCCGGCGGGCAAGAUUCUAUAGAAAAACAUAGACAAUUAGGGGCAAAUCUUGAGGUAGAUAUACCUAUCAAAUACCUUUCUUUUUUCCUGGAAGAUGAUGCUGAACUUGAACACAUAAAGAAGGAGUAUGGAGCAGGACGCAUGCUAACUGGUGAGGUGAAGCAACGUCUAAUUCAAGUUUUGACAGAAAUAGUGGAGAGACAUCGGACGGCUCGAGCUAAUGUGACUGAAAAGAUUUGAAGCAAGAUUCAAAAAGGUUCAUGGUGGAUUUAGGUUGUGAGAGUUCUGGGUUUUUGUUGUGUUGAGUUUAUGGGGAAGAAAAGGAUAAAGGUGGAUUUGAGUCAAGAUAAUGAAGAAAAGGGGAUUGAAGACAUGUGAUUCUGGGUUAAGAAUAAUGGGAUUGAAGAAAAAUUUACAUAAGUGUCAUCUGAUCUGAAUCAGCUGGUUGGUCUAUUUGCCUCAGUCAAAUUUAUUGCUAUAGGGUCGUACAAUAAAAUUUAUUGUUUCAUUCAUAUGGUGGUGGUGUAUAUACAACCAUACUAUAAAUUGAUUUUACCAUAAACACAUACUAAAAUAAAAAUAGCAAUUGGUGACAUGAUA
Messenger RNA from Medicago truncatula (barrel medic), 1644 nucleotides. Its product is annotated as tryptophan--tRNA ligase, cytoplasmic. NCBI's taxonomy places the organism in Eukaryota, Viridiplantae, Streptophyta, Magnoliopsida, Fabales, Fabaceae. Gene Ontology annotation, biological process: tryptophanyl-tRNA aminoacylation. The transcript has 11 exons. Bases 124 to 1284 code for a protein of 386 amino acids. Gene Ontology annotation, molecular function: ATP binding; tryptophan-tRNA ligase activity. Gene Ontology annotation, cellular component: cytoplasm. The record is from RefSeq and is a predicted model, not a curated record.